GACAGCUAAAUCCUAACAGAAUUCCAUUUGAUUUCGUGAAAAGUGUGUGAACAUAUCAAAAGGCGUUGUUAGUUUCAUUACUUUUUCGUUGCACUUGAUUUUGUCUUUUAAUCGAGCUAUUAGCUGUGCCGUCUAUUUUAUUUAUUUUGUAAUUUUGUAUUGUGUUAAAUUAAAAUAGAAAAACUUUAAUAUAAAAAAUGAAUGGGAAAAAUAAAAGCAACGAAAAUAUCCAAGUCUACGUUCGAUGCAGACCAAUAAAUAAUCGUGAGCGUAGCAUUCAUUCGCAUGAAACGGUCAAAGUGGUGUCAGACCGUGAAGUUGUUGUAAAGCAGCCACUAGACGGUCGUCACACAAAAAAGUUUACAUUCGAUCGUGCAUUUGGUCCGGAUUCAAAGCAGUCGGACGUGUAUCAAGUGGUUGUAGCGCCAUUGAUCAAUGAAGUGCUAUCGGGAUAUAAUUGUACAGUGUUUGCCUAUGGCCAAACUGGCACCGGCAAAACGCAUACAAUGAUUGGUGACGAAACACCACAGAGCAGCUCAUCUUAUGAAGAUUCAUCAGCUAUGGGUAUUAUACCAAGAGCACUAUCGCACAUGUUCGAAGAGCUUCGUACGAUGGAUGUGGAAUUUACAAUGCGCAUCUCGUAUUUGGAACUGUACAAUGAGGAAUUGUGCGAUUUGUUGUCGUCGAAUGAUGUCGCCCAAAUUCGUAUCUUCGAAGAUCCAAACAAAAAGGGAUCGAUUAUUGUACAAGGUUUGGAAGAGAUACCCGUACAUAGUACGGCCGAUGUGUAUAAAUUGUUGGCCAAAGGUCAAGAAAAACGCCGAAUGGCCACCACCUUGAUGAAUGCACAAUCGUCGCGUUCGCACACGGUCUUUUCGAUUUUGGUGCACAUCAAAGAGAAGGACGGAAUCGAAGGCGAAGAAUUGUUGAAAAUCGGCAAACUUAAUCUAGUCGACUUGGCGGGCAGUGAGAAUAUUUCAAAGGCCGGCAACGAAAAAGGUAUUCGCACACGUGAAACGGUCAAUAUCAAUCAAUCGCUACUGACACUGGGUCGUGUUAUUACGGCUUUGGUUGAGCGUACACCACAUAUUCCGUAUCGUGAAUCGAAAUUGACGCGUCUUUUGCAAGAAUCGCUCGGUGGUCGCACAAAAACGUCAAUCAUUGCCACCAUUUCACCGGGACACAAGGAUUUGGAAGAAACGACAAGCACCUUAGAGUAUGCCAAUCGAGCCAAAAACAUUCAAAACAAACCCGAAGUGAAUCAGAAGCUCACAAAGAAAACCGUAUUGAAAGAAUAUACCGAAGAAAUUGAUCGAUUGAAACGUGACUUGAUGGCGGCUCGCGACAAAAACGGUGUUUAUAUGGCCGAAGAGACAUACAAUCAAAUGAACUACCAAUUGGAAUCACAAAAAGCUGACCUCACCGAUCAGAUCAAUAAGUUGAAGGCUGAAAAGGAGAAAGUGGCCGCCAAACAAAAGGAACUGGAGGAAAUUAGUGUCGAACUGGACUCACGCAACCAACAACUCAAAGAAACCGAAGACAUAUUGACAGAAACGAAUGAGAUUUUGGAUAGAGCAAAACGUGGCUAUCAAGAGAAGAAGCAAAUUCUUGCGAAGCAUGUACAAACCGAGAAAACACUCACCACCCAAGCAAAACAAUUGAUGGAUGUUGCGAAUGUUGCUACGAAAGACGUUCACAAAUUACACGAAACAAUUUCCCGGCGCAAAAAUUACGAUUUCAAUAAUCGUGAAGCAUGCAAAAAUCUGGACACCAACCUAAACAGUCAUCUCACCACAAUGACAAACAACAUUGAUGAAUACAAAUCAGCGUUGAACGAUCAAACGUUGUUGCUAAUCAACAAAAUGGGUGCCAACACAAAACAAAGCAAAGAGCUUUGUGUAACGAUGCUUGCAAAAAUAAGCACGUUAAUCGAGGUGGAACAAGAGGGCAAACGUGUAAUCGAAGAAUGUUUAGCGAGCGGUAAGACCGAUGUUGAGGAAAUAUUCAGAAAGCAUCUCGAGGAAAAGGACAAAAUUCUGAAAGCCGCAGAACAGCAAAGAGAAGCACUGAAAAAUCAAUAUCUCGAACUUCAGGCCAACAUCGAUGAAUCGUACAAAGAAUUCGAUGAAAGUGAGCUGAAACUUCAGAAUUUGCAUGAGAAUCAUUUCGAUUUCGUCAGUAGUCAUCAAAAUGAAGUGCGGCGUAGUUUGGUGAAGAAAAGUGAUGCAACCGUUGAGGGAAUCCAAUCAAGUCGACAGACUCUGGCCACUUCAACGGAGAAGCAUGACGAACUAACAUCAAAACUGAGCAGUUUGCUUGAUGAAAUGAAAGUGUUGGUGGAUCAAUCGAGAGGCAAUAAUCAAAUGGUUCGCGGUGUGGCCAACGAUUUGGGAAAGGUUAAAGCGCAAAUUCAAAAUGAUCUAGCCGAAAAUUUGGAUGUGUUUGAUAAGUUCAAAACGCAAAUGACCAACAACAACACGGCGAUGACGUCAACAUUGGGUGCAUGCAAAACAGCUGCCAAAAAUAUCAAAUCAAAUGUGUCGGAAAUGGUGCGAGUAAGCAGUGAAAAUGAAGACGAUCUGGUGGCGACCAUAGCAGAAAUGGAUAAAAACUUUGUCGAACAGAAGAAUGUGCUGACGGACAAAGUGUACGAUAUGUUCAAUCAGAUCGAAAACACAUGCGAAAUGACCCGAAUCGAUAUUGAUGGCGGUUUGAAUGGUGUAAUCAAGGAUGUGACCGAUGAACAAGAUCGUCUCGUUGACUAUCAAUUUGAAUUCGAUGACACAAUGACCACAUUGGAAGCGACACAAAAUGAAUUCCACGACACACUGAACUCGGACAUUGAAUUUUGCCAGCAACGAUUGCAAAAAUUCCAAAAUGACGAGCUACAGAUUUACACACCAACCGGCCAAACGCCAUCGAAACGUGAAUACAGCUAUCCCAGAAAACUGGCAACUACAUCGCCACAUGGUAAAAUAAUCGCCGACUUUUGGAGCAUACACAAUCCAGCUGAUUUGAAUUGUUCGGCUAUCAUAUCGGAGGAAACAAUCAGAGCUGAAUCACCAACAGUGAUGGAAUCAACCGAAAAUGACAGUAUUAUGGAAAAUACAUUGCAACCAUCCGUGUUGGAACAGUCAGUGGAUCGAACGUUAUGCGAUAGUCAACAAUUCAAUGCCAAUUCAAUGUCAACACCGUUCACAAGUAGCCUGCGCAAACAGAUUCCCACACAAAAUCUCUCAAACAUUGAAGUGUCCAGCAUUUGUGUAAGUAAAAUCGGCCCAGAAAAACCCAGUCUAUUAAUUUGAUUCAAUCUAAUUUAUUUAUUUUUCUCAAAUCGAUACAAUUUUCUAGGAGGAGAAUAAAGAGAAUUAGAAUCAUCUGUUGGAUAUAAAUCUAUAAAUCCAUCUGCAUUUGCAUUGUUUGCACAAAAAUUGUGUUUGCCCGCACCAAAAGUUGUACUUUACAUUUUAUUUGAAUCCUCUGAGUUAGCAUUCAAUGUUCAUUUAAACUGUAAAACUUAAAUCUAAUAAUGUUUUUUUUUAUACAAUUAUAACAAUUAUUCACAAACUGAAAUGAAAACUAUUAAGUAAUCUGUCUUACAUUGAGUUUUUGUUGUUUAAAAAACUAACAUUUGCUUUUAUAAUAAUCAAUUCUAUUCCUACUGAAUAAAUAUACUUAAAAUACGAA
Messenger RNA from Sitodiplosis mosellana (orange wheat blossom midge), 3687 nucleotides. RefSeq names its product kinesin-like protein Klp61F (gene Klp61F). NCBI's taxonomy places the organism in Eukaryota, Metazoa, Arthropoda, Insecta, Diptera, Cecidomyiidae. Gene Ontology annotation, biological process: microtubule-based movement; mitotic spindle assembly. The coding region runs from base 198 to 3305 and encodes 1035 amino acids. The record is from RefSeq and is a predicted model, not a curated record. Gene Ontology annotation, molecular function: ATP binding; microtubule binding; plus-end-directed microtubule motor activity. The transcript has 7 exons. Gene Ontology annotation, cellular component: nucleus; spindle microtubule.